AUGGCGGCGCCGGGGCCGGCGGGUCGCACCGCCCAGCGCGAGGAGCUCACCGGCUCGUUCGAGUCGGUGCCCGCCCAGGCGUCCGUGCUCCACGAGUCUCCCGGGGACCUGGGUGCCCCGGACCCGCCCGGCCAGGGCGCCGAGCCGCCGGGCCAGAGCCUGUGGGAGCAGAUCUGCGAGGAAUUUGAAGCUGAGCUGCCUCCCUUUCCAGAGGGAUAUAAUGUCAAACAGGAAGCUGUGAUCACUGUCUCGUCAUUUGAGGACCUGGUUUUCCAUGGCUUCAAUGCAGAGCAUCUUUAUUCAGUGCCUCAUCUGACCACAGACUCACAUCUACCACCCUGUCCUUCAGUUAGUUCAGAAGAAAUUCACCCAAAAACAUGUUCCCCCAAAGAUUAUUUGGAGACAUUCAUCUUUCCAGUUCUGCUUCCCGGAAUGGCAAAUCUGCUUCACCAAGCAAAGAAAGAAAAAUGUUUUGAGAGGAAAAGAACUAAAUUCAUUGCCUGUGAUUUUCUGACCGAGUGGUUAUACAAUCAAAAUCCAAAGAGGGCAGGGGAGCUAUUCACAGAAUUCUUCUCCAUUCCAUUUGUGGAGCAGUGGCUGAAGUGUCACCCACGGCAUCCAGUCCCACUCUCUCUCCUGCUGACGGAAGAGGAGGCAGCGGUUAUCAUUCAGUCCUUCUGGAGAGCCUAUCUGGUUCGCUGCAUCCCUGAGAUCCAAGAGUUGCGUCAGUGGCAGAAGAAACUGCGUGAGGACAAGCACAUUCGCCAGCGAGUCAAGAUUUUCUGGGCCAAACAAGAACAAAAAGCUUCAAGUUACUGCACAGUCACAGUAGAAAAAUUAGAAAAGUAGCCAAAGGGACAAGAAACCUGAAAUCCUACCACUGUUAAUAUUUUGGUGUACACCCUGCAACACUUUUCAGCUGAAGAGAUGUGCAUAAACAUAUAUUCAUAUUUUAUUAAAAGUGGGGUGAUUGACACGUGCUGGUAUAUUCUCGACCUUGUCUCCGGAGCUGACUUGGAGCAUCCAGUCGGGUCAACAGCCAGAGUAUUUAAGGACUGAUGUCAAGGACUGCGUAGUGAGCUCGCGGCUUUAUGUAUUAACCAAUAAUGUGGAGACAGAUUCAGGAUAUAAUAUCAACUGCAGAACCCUGAGUUUUCAGCCAUAUAAAAAAUAUACACAGGGGAACACAGAGCUGUCUAAGGGGCCGGGGAGAAUUCGUGGAAAUUGUUCCCUUUAGGAAUUUGGACUAGAGAGGAGGAGGGUGCGCUGUUGGAAUCCUCUAAAUAAUGGCACAUAGUCCUUUAUGAUUAUGAAAACCUCUGAAAAAAAUAGUUAAAUGCCAUUCAGUGUUGAACGAGUGAGUGAGUGAAUGGAGUUCUGAGGUGUAACUGAGCCAGCGUACAGCGUGCUGACAGUGCCUGCAGCCACCACCAAACUGAACCCCUUGGAAAGAAGCACCCCUUAAAAGGGUCCCUGAUAAAGGAGCAGCUUGAGCUGCAAUGGUUUGGUGGGCUCAGCCCAGGCCCUGUCCCCUAUGCAACUGCGUUUCAUUUUAUUUCAGAACUGGAAGACAAGCAAAGCUGGAAUCAGUUUAAAGUGCAGGCAAAGUGCAGACUAUUUAUUUCUAUUGUUAGCUGUUCUUUUGAGCUGAUUUGCUGCUGGUUGACUGAUUGGUUUGACUGGCCGUGGAGUAGGGAAAGUGGCCUGGAUUAAGCACCCAAAUCCAGCCAGCACAGAGGGGCAGUGAGAACACCCCCAUCUCAACCCCCUGCUGUUCACACCCUGGUGUCCCUUACUGCCUUGUGAAGGCUGUAGAAGGAGCAGUGCUUCCUGAACAGGCCAAGGUCUUCUGCAAAUGCCCCAGUGGACACACAGGCACAUUCCCCCUUAACGAUGAGACCACGAAAUGGCUCUCAGGCCUAAAAGCCCGAGUGCUGAACACUAUCCCCAGACCUGUGGUCGGCUACGACAUCAAGAUAGAUCAUGGGUAAAGAACUGGGUCCUACCUUUGAGUCCUUUGAUCUGUAAACUCUGAUCUGGUAAACUCCUUAAGCCUCAGUUUUCCCAUGUGCCACAUGGGACUAAUAAUAGUGCCCAACUCAUGUUGUUGAAAGCUUG
This is a messenger RNA of Talpa occidentalis (Iberian mole), 2118 nucleotides long. RefSeq names its product IQ motif containing K (gene IQCK). Gene Ontology annotation, molecular function: protein binding. The transcript is spliced from 9 exons. The record is from RefSeq and is a predicted model, not a curated record. The coding region runs from base 1 to 849 and encodes 282 amino acids. NCBI's taxonomy places the organism in Eukaryota, Metazoa, Chordata, Mammalia, Eulipotyphla, Talpidae.